GCGCUUCGUGUUUUCUCCCUCCAGUACCAGGUGGGGCAGCUCUUCUCGGUGGCGGAGGCCAGUAAGGACAACACCGGGGGAGGAGAAGGGAUCGAAGUCCUGAAGAACGAGCCGUACGAGCGGGACGGAGAGAAGGGGCAGUACACACACAAGAUCUACCACCUGCAGAGUAAGGUCCCCAGCUUUGUGAAGAUGUUGGCCCCAGAGGGAUCGCUGGUGUUUCAUGAGAAGGCCUGGAACGCGUAUCCGUACUGCCGCACCAUCGUCACUAACGAAUACAUGAAAGACGACUUCUUCAUCAAAAUCGAGACCUGGCAUAAACCUGAUUUGGGAAAUUUGGAAAACGUUCACGGGCUGGACGCUGAGACCUGGAAGGAGGUGGAGGUCAUCCCUAUCGACAUCGCGGACCGCUCCGACAUCUCCGAGGACGACUAUAAACCAGAAGAAGAUCCCGCCAUCUUCAGGUCGGAGAAGACGGGGAGAGGACCCUUAAAUAAGGACUGGAUGAAAGAAGUGCAGAACAACCCCUCGUGCCCCCACAUGUGUGCCUACAAGCUGGUCACCGUCAAGUUCCGGUGGUGGGGGCUGCAGGGCAGAAUGGAGAAAUUCAUCCACAAGCAAGAGAAACGCCUCUUCACAAACUUUCACCGCCAGCUCUUCUGCUCAUUGGACAGGUGGGUGGACUUGAACAUGGAGGAUAUCCGUCGAAUGGAGGACGAGACACAGAGAGAACUUGACGAGAUGAGGCAGAAAGGAACGGUCAGAGGGAUGACUGCCAAAGAUGAAUAAAGGCCUGGGGUCCGAGCAUUGAACAGAUUCCUCUCAUACAGAGUCUGGACCGUCGUCCUCUCAUUGGCUGAACUGUGUAGGGGGCGUGUCAAGGUGUCAUGAAAGGGGGAAGAGCCGCUGACCCCUCCCCUGCGGAUCCUGUUCCUUUUGAUCUUUUUGACUCUUCGGCCUCUUAUAAAAAAAACAUUUUUAUUAUUAUUAUUUUUUCCCCCAUCAUCCAAUGCCCUAUCAGCUGUCCAGGUCAUUUCUAGGCUACGUUAACCCCUUCACUGCCACUGGACUAGACUGCCCUCCAGCAGAGUUAACCCUUCCUUGCCGGUAACGGACACUCAGAGGUGGUAAAUACGCCCGCCCGCCUCCCGUUUUUACAGACCGUCAUCUUUUACCUACAAAGAGUCGAAAAUAUGCAAAAAAAAAGAUUUAUUAUAAAGGCAUCUGGUGCUUCUACAAUCACUGUUCUCCAGCAGCACAGGGGUUAAGGGGUGCUUCACCAUCCAAAUGUAAGGGGGUUGAUGGUGCCAUUUCUUCUCCUCAUGGAUCGUUCCAUUUAGGGGUGGGGGGUCUUGGUUCCGCCUUCUCUGGUGCUCCCCGGUAGAAGAGAGGCCAAUGGGGAGCAGUACGGGGCCACUCACUUUACGUAGGGGCCAGAUGUGGUGAGCCGCGGAGGGACCAGGAGAGAUGUUCACCGGGGUGGUGGGCGGGGCUGUACAUGCCUAUUGUGGGAGGGGCUUUAGUAACUUUGUUUUUUUUUUUCUAUGGUAUCAUGU
Messenger RNA from Hyla sarda, 1556 nucleotides. Its product is annotated as phosphatidylinositol transfer protein beta isoform-like. Gene Ontology annotation, cellular component: cytoplasm. The transcript is spliced from 10 exons. The record is from RefSeq and is a predicted model, not a curated record. Gene Ontology annotation, biological process: phospholipid transport. Lineage: Eukaryota; Metazoa; Chordata; Amphibia; Anura; Hylidae. Gene Ontology annotation, molecular function: phosphatidylinositol transfer activity; phosphatidylinositol binding; phosphatidylcholine binding. The annotation marks the transcript as partial.